AAGUCAAGUCCUUAAAUGAUCAACAUUACGUCGCACGGGCGGACCGACAAAGAUGAUGUGGAAAUUACUGUUUUAAGCAAAGAAAUGACGAUUCCCAGGCAUUUUUCGGAGUAAAACCACGGGGCCAAGAACGAGUGGUUCAUGAUACUCAAGUACAAAAUUACCAGCAGCCAAGGACAGCCUCCAACAACUAAAUGCAAUGGAUUCAGAGAAGCGAUGGAGUGAUCUUCCCGAUCACAUUGUCAUCAACAUCCUGAGUUACUUGCCGUUGACCGAUCGGUGCUCUGCUUCCCUCACAUGCAAAAACUGGUACGAGUGCUUCGACGAUCCCACACUAUGGCGCAGGUUCACUUUCCACUUCAAGAACGAUCAGGACACGGGCCAGCUUCAGUGCCUGGCAAGGCACGGUCGCCAGCUGCGGGUAGUGAAGAUCUACCUGAACCAGCAGGAACUGGUGAACAGACAGAACGCCUGCGAGGUGCUGACGGGACUUGCCCGCUGCAGUGAUCGUCGGUUGGAAGAGCUCAGCGUCACCUUCACGACAGAGAACCCACUAUUCUUCCAGGGGCUGGAGUUUCUGAGCAGUCUAGCGGAGCUCUUUGGUCCGCCGGACCCAGGGACAAAGAUGGUGUCCACUCUAACCAAAGUGGACCUGAGCGGUCUGUCGGUCACAUACCGGGACAAUCUGCUGUACCUACUUGCCGACAACCAUCCCAACCUCCAGGUGCUGAAUCUCCAAAACACCUCCCUCAUGUGCUUCAUCAAUCCAGAGUGCAUGCACAUUGUCGUGAAGAAGUGCCCUAAGAUCAACUCUCUCAGCAUGCACUACCGGUCGGCUUCGGAGGAGCUCUUUGCCGAGUUGAGCGACCAGACACGGACUCCUCUCAACUACCUGUCCCUGGCUUGCAACAGGGAGGAGAAGUACCACAAGGUGAUUCCGGCUGAUUCCUGGAAGAGCCUUGUCCGCAGACACAAGCAUCUACGUGUCUGCAUGAAAUUUGACCACACCAUUGAGCGGCACCGCAUCCUGACAAUCCUAGACCCUCAGAUUCCACUGGUGGAGCUCCACAUGAGGACAAUGACGGAGCUUCACGAUGAGGUCUCCAUUGUGGCGCUCUACUACCACAAAACCUUGGAAUACCUGGCCAUCGUCACCAAAGGAUCGGACGAACUGAAGCGUGUCUUACUGCACUUGGUGGAGCAGUCACCCAGACUUCACACACUGCACUGCUACUGCGCUCUGGACGAGGUGACCAUUGACAGAAUUCGAGCCCUACGCCCGCAACUCAAGAAGUACACGCUCAAGACGGCCGAGGAAUUUGACUUGCUUGUCCCGACCCUGGUAGGCCACUCUGCUCGCAGUGCAGUCAUGUGAUCAGUCAUGAGAUCACGCUGUAAAACACACAGAUCUGAAGGAAUGCGUGGAGAGUUUGUCCAGCAAGUGGUUGGCAUCGGGAAGAGCAAGGUAUAGGGCACCACCGCCGUGACACGUGUAAUGAACAAGUACCAAGUUUCCAACCAAACCCUGGUGCAUAUACGGUGGAAUCUCGAUAAGUCCAACCUCAGGUGAAUUGGCUCAAAUUUUGAGUUAAGCAGAGUUUUGAGUUAUCCAAUGGAUUUUCUAUUCAACAACAAUUGACAGGAAUAA
This is a messenger RNA of Patiria miniata (bat star), 1648 nucleotides long. RefSeq names its product F-box/LRR-repeat protein 8-like. The transcript has 3 exons. Lineage: Eukaryota; Metazoa; Echinodermata; Asteroidea; Valvatida; Asterinidae. Gene Ontology annotation, molecular function: protein binding. The record is from RefSeq and is a predicted model, not a curated record. Bases 200 to 1375 code for a protein of 391 amino acids.